AUGACUGUGCGAUACAUCCUUUUCUCCUUAACCGCAUUCUCGCUAUACGCUAUCUGGUAUCUCAGUUACACCAAUGGUACUCUCAAGCUAAAUGAAAGAGCUAUCACUUUCGGCAAGCUACAGCAUGGCGAAAAGUUGAGCACCCUUUAUACCGGAAUUGAGCCUGUUGACCAGCUCUUGAGUGUGUUCACAACAUUUUUCUAUCCCGCUGUCGAUGGGCACAGUCCCGGAUUGCUACUGCAUGCAGUCUUGUUUUCCGGCACAUUUGGUGCCUCGUGGAUUCUGACCGUGUUGGAAUCUUGGAGAAGCGGCAAUAUUGGCACAGUGGUUGCUUAUCCAAUUAUUCUUGGGCUCCUGGGCCAGUUGUUGACCUUCGCAUUUGCAACACCACUCAUUUCCGCCCUGCAACUAGGCCACUCGAUCACGGCAGAAAGACCCGACGCAGACAAUAUCCGUGUUCCACGCGCUGUUCUGACGGCUCUCCCCGUCGCAAUGACGAUCGGUUACCUGGUGCCUUCACUGUUGAUGAUUCUGCCGGCACCGACAUUGGUCUCUGUGGAGUCGAAGCAAAUGUUUAUCGCCCUCUGGCAACCGUGGCCCAUCUAUGUUUCCAUUCUGACUCCCGUACUCUCAUUUGCCUUGUCUCCGUACCUUGAUCACAACCAUCGCGCCUCUCUCAACAGCUUGCGCUGGGUUUACGGAAGCGCAUUUCUCCUUGGAGCAGGACCGCACAUCGUUGCAGAGGUUGUCUCUCUUGCUGCUUGGGUUGUUCCAAUCCUAUUUCCCGAGGGCCUUAGAGAUGUUUUUCAUCCAGCCAAUAUGCUUGGACUUCCAUUGCCUUGGUCCUCAAUGGAAGUCCAAACAAUGGCUGAGGGCACACGUAUCUUCUUGGUAUGGGACUAUUUGAUUGGAUCUGCUGGAUUUCUGAUCUGGGCAAUAAAGUUGCACCAUGUUGCCCAGGCAAGAAUUAUGAACACAGCCCGUUUGACUCACCUUUGUUUGAAAGCAUUUCUACUCACCGCAAUUGUCGGGCCCGCAGCGGCAGCAGUUAGAUUGGUAUGGGAACGGGAUGAGCUUAUAUUCGCCGAGGAGGCCAAGAAGAACGCAUAA
Molecule: messenger RNA, 1110 nt
Organism: Penicillium cinerascens
Lineage: Eukaryota; Fungi; Ascomycota; Eurotiomycetes; Eurotiales; Aspergillaceae
Exons: 2
Coding region: 1-1110 (369 amino acids)
Source: RefSeq, a predicted model, not a curated record